This is a messenger RNA of Rhizophagus irregularis DAOM 181602=DAOM 197198, 294 nucleotides long. The record is from RefSeq and is a predicted model, not a curated record. NCBI's taxonomy places the organism in Eukaryota, Fungi, Glomeromycota, Glomeromycetes, Glomerales, Glomeraceae.
AUGGAAAUUGCAAAAGCAACCACUCAAAGCACACAAAAUAAACUGUGCUAUCAAGGCGAGCAACGAAUUUGCAAAGAAUUUACACCGGGAUGGAUUAGAUCAGAUGAAAUAUCACUUUAUCGUUCACUUAACGGAUUAAGUAACGUUGCUAGUGGUGGUACUCGCCUUUACGACAGUAUAGUUAAUGUCAUAAAAACUUUCCAUAGUAAUGGUGAUCGUUCUCGUCCCUGGAUUUUGGUUGUCGUGACUGAUGGUGAUGACAAUAAUAGCAGUCUAAGUUUUAAAAAAUUCUGA